AUGGAAGAAUCUAAUUCUAAUCUGCAAGACGAUCGCGGUGUUUCUGUUUCAAGUUCCAACCCUUCUGCUAGAGUACAAUUACCAAUCGAGCUGAUUAGCAACAUCUGGCGCCAUUUAAGCUUGCAAGAUCGUGUCAAGAUUCAACAAGUUUCAAAGCUAUGGCGUGAAUAUAGUUGUGAUACUAUAGAUCUCUGGAAAGAUGCAUUGUAUCUGAGAGAUGAUCUCACCAAGGCAGAUAUUUGCAAAGAUAUUCGAGCCUUAUCACAUGUAGGGAGAUGGACGGGAAUGAAAUUUUGCAGUCUGACCAUUUCUCUUCAGUAUUCAACAUUUGGACAAAUUAAAGCUUCAAGAACAUUUUUUAACUUGCUACCUGCUAUGGAUGUCAAAAAUUUGAUAAUCACUUCAAAAGCUACGCAAAUCUUUGCUACAAGAGGAUCGGGGAAAAAAGGUUCAUUAGAGUUAUCUGUUCUUGUACACCAUUUGAGGUCGUUGCAAGGUCCAACUGUCAUUGAUGACACUUUCAAAGCUUGGGGAUCUGCUAUGAAAGAUCUCGAGCUUACAAACAAGACGAUAUGGAAUCUGGCGUAUUUCAAUGCUAUCUCAAAUUGCUCAAAAUUACGCUGUUUGAUAUUGCAAUUCGACUGCAAGAUUUUAUUUCACUUUUCGAAAGACAUGCCUAUCAGUCAAUGCAAGUUAGACAUCCUGAGCAUCCGCAACAACGAAGAUGAUUCUUUUCCUAUCUCAAGGCAUGAGCAGUCUGAAGCAGUGUGUGAUAUGGUUAGAGAAGCUCGCGUGAUCGAUUUGAUCGAUUAUCCUUCCUUACGUUGCGACAGUAUGCUACAAAAGCUUCUAUCUGCAGCAUCCAAAACUAUUGAGUAUCUCACCAUCAGCAUCUCUGCACUAGCUUCAACAACACCAAGUGUACCCACCAUCAACUUCUCUUAUCAAUCUUCAGCUACAACAAGCGUACCGGAAACGCUUGUCAUCGAUCUACCGAAGCUCAAGCAUCUGUGGCUUUCCAGCAAAUGUGUAGAACCUACCAUAGAGCUCAAUUGCCCAAAUCUCGAAUCUUUAAGGGUGAGCCGUAUGGAGGUUUUCAAAUACUUUACAAGGAUCCCUUCGAUUAGGAUGCUCUUUAUCGGACGUACACAAAGUUCAUUGAACGACUUUGAUUGGAAUGUUCUCAGUCAAAUCGGAGGUGAUCGACUGCAUACUCUAUAUUUGUAUAGCGACUGUAUGCCUGCAUUAGACUUCUUCAAACUUUUUCAAGCCGAGAUGUUUCCGCAUUUACGGAAAAUUGUCGUUUUGGCCUCAAGUGAAAAAAGUUCAAGGAUCAAGAUCGAAUCAUUCUAUGAUUUAACACCAAAGCAGCUUCUUCGAUCUCGUAGGGUUGAUUCACUCAUCUGGCAAUUCGCAAGCGAUGACGUUUUUCCUGGCUUUUCAACUCAAGAUUUUGUGAGAGAGCACUUUGCAGAAUACUUUAAUUGUCUUAGAUCAGAUGAUUCAAUCAAGUAUUCGGCUAGAAUUAUGGGAGAUUUUGUACAGAUGAGAACAGAAUUCGACAAGAUGAAACACUUUCAAGAAUUUCUCCAAAGAAGCUAA
Molecule: messenger RNA, 1602 nt
Organism: Meira miltonrushii
Lineage: Eukaryota; Fungi; Basidiomycota; Exobasidiomycetes; Exobasidiales; Brachybasidiaceae
Exons: 1
Coding region: 1-1602 (533 amino acids)
Molecular function (GO): protein binding
Source: RefSeq, a predicted model, not a curated record